This is a messenger RNA of Solanum lycopersicum (tomato), 618 nucleotides long. NCBI's taxonomy places the organism in Eukaryota, Viridiplantae, Streptophyta, Magnoliopsida, Solanales, Solanaceae. The record is from RefSeq and is a predicted model, not a curated record.
AUGGGUAUUAAUGAAGAGGAGAAGGUUGAGUUGGCUGCAUACUUGCUCAAGGAUGUGGCUCAGGUAUGGUAUAAGAUGUGGGUAGAUGGUCGAGCACCAGGAGAAGUCCCCAUCACUUGGGACAUUAUCAAGACUGCAUUCCUGGAGAGGUUCUUUCAUAGAGAGCAGAGAGAGGCUAAGGUUGAGAAGUUCAUCAACCUACUUCAUGGAGGUAUAUCAUCCAUGGAAUACUCCUUGAAGUUUGUUAAACCUUCCGAAUAUGCUUCUUCCCUGGUGUCCAGUAGCAGGGAUGAGAUGAGCAGGUUUGUGACGGGUGUAUCAGAGGAUCUGGAGGAGGAGUGUCGGGUAGUCAUGUUGAAUGAUAACAUGGACCUUGCUAGGUUGAUGGUACAUGUGCAACAGGUGGAGGAGAGUCGUCAAAGGAAGAGAGGCCGAGAAGGCAAGAAGCCUAGGACCUCGGAUCAGGAUGGUUCUAGCACUGGUAGGAGUUUGUUUGGAGUCCAGGACAGGCCCAAGUUAAAGAAGGGGCACCAACACUCAGGAAAUCUGUCCAAAGCUGAAUGUGGAGUUUUGGAGCGAAGAACUGAAAUUUGUCCAAAGCUAAAGCGGAGAUUUUAA